AUGUUGAGAAGGAUAGUCAGAUUGCCAAGGCCCAUGUUGCGGACUCUUGUGCCUACACGUAACUACCAGGUGGCCCGUUUGGAUACGUCGUUGAAAACAAACUACGAUUCCUUGACCGACUACGGAAGCUACAAGAACAAUAUUUUCACUCAUAGAUUGCCUGAAUCAACAGCACAACAGUCUCCACCUUUGGUGGCAUUACAUUCAAGAUUGAAUUUGCCAACUUCGUACUCGUUAUCUACAUUGUCACAAGCAUUAAACUUGAACAAGUUCGACGAUGGGUUAGCUAACAACUUUGGUUUGAACACCUUGGGGAAGAACUUGAUGUCGUACUACGUAGCCGAAUAUUUGUUGAUUAAAUACCCCAGAUUGCCCAUGCCUAUUCACAAUGCUGCUGUCGACUCGUUGAUGGGCGUAGAAACUUUGCAUGAAAUAGGAAAGUCCUGGGGUAUCGAAGUAGACCAAUCUUCCAAGUUGGAAAAGUACUUGAGCCAAGAGUCAGAAUUUUUGAAGUACGGAAAAUUGAGAUUUGUUUCAGAACAGAGAAAAAGUCAGGUCAAGGAAGAUGGGGUCUACGAGUUGAGUCAAGAAGAAAUUGCUUCUCUCCAUAGAAACAAAUCUUUUGUAGCCAAAGAAACUGAAGCAUAUGCCUCCGCUGUGAGAUCUAUAGUCGGUGGGUUGUACACUCAUGUUGGUGAAGAUGCCACCAAGGCAUUUAUAAGUGACCACAUUCUCUCGAGAAAGUUGCCUUUGGAACAGAUGUUCCAGUUCUCGCAACCUACCAGAGAAUUGAUCAGAUUGUGUGACAAGUUGAGCUUCACUGAACCAGUUGAAAUCAGAUUGAUUGCUGAGACUGGUAGAUUGUCAGCUCAUCCAAUUUAUGUAGCUGGUGCAUUCUGUGGUGUCGAAAAGUUGGGUGAAGGAAUAGGAUCGUCGCUAGCCGAAGCUAAGACCAGAUCUGUGGUCAAUGCCUUGUUGUCAUACUAUUUAUAUUCUCCUAUAAGCGCCGAUGGUGCUGAUGUCAAAUUUCCAAGCGACAUUGACUACAAAUUCGAAGGCAUAGUUGGCACUGGUGACGUUGCCAUCUAACUGAGCUCCUUAUUAUCAUAGUCACUUCUGUAAAUAACCUGUGUACAUAGAGUCACAUACAUACAUUCUAAUGACAUAGACGUAGUCUGG
Molecule: messenger RNA, 1179 nt
Organism: Scheffersomyces stipitis CBS 6054
Lineage: Eukaryota; Fungi; Ascomycota; Pichiomycetes; Serinales; Debaryomycetaceae
Gene: MRPL3
Product: mitochondrial 54S ribosomal protein mL44
Exons: 1
Coding region: 1-1089 (362 amino acids)
Biological process (GO): primary miRNA processing; rRNA processing; regulation of gene expression
Cellular component (GO): nucleus
Molecular function (GO): ribonuclease III activity; double-stranded RNA binding
Source: RefSeq, a predicted model, not a curated record